AUUCUUUACCAACUGAGCAAUCAGGGAAGCCCGUUAAGGUUGGUAGUGGUUUUUAUCCUGUGCAACUGGGAUUUGAGGGUCGUUAAAGGCUUUGUAAACCAUCGAGAUGAAGGUGUAUUACUUUCCCCAUGUUGCAGCUGAGGCAGCACGCAGAUGAGCCAAGGUCACAGUGAAGUGGAUGGCAGAUUUUGGGCAAAUAUUCCUGUCCAUUGAAUACAUGGCUCCUCCGAAAGUGGCUUGUCUGUUGUUUGAGAAUUGGGGUUUUGCUUUUUUUCUUUGUUUUUAGCUGUGAACUUUAAGAGAGUGAACUUUAAAAGUGAGGGAGAAUGAAGUGAGUGCUUUUUUUCAAUGACUUGAAAAAACAAUGACACUGUUUUCAACUACUGCAAGCGUGAAAUAGUUUGCCCUUUCUCAAAAUUCAAAUCUUAAAAUGAAAUAAAAUUCAAAAGUAAGAUAUGGUCAGGACAAAACAGACUGGUCUUCAUAUAGCACACGCAGCCGUGUACUAUAUAGCCUUUUCUUCAAUUCUUCUACAAACAGAAUUUCUCAUGCAAAUAAAUAUAACUAAACGGGGACACUGUUGCCCAAGGACAAAACCCACUGCCAACAGGCCUGGGGCCCAGGGAAGUAAAGUAUUAAGUCAUUGCUCUCACGUCUAGCAGUCCUGUUGCAAACCACUGUAACAUCUUGAUGGAAUUGCCCCGUACUGCACAAGCUAAAUAUUCUCUAGAAUACAUUCAUCUUAAAAGAACCCAACUUUUAAGAGAGGAAAUAGGAUCAAACUCUGUGUUCAUGCUUUCUGUCUUCUCAACGCUCAGCAGUGGCAGAAAAGGAAAAUACAACCCAAUGCUCUGAAUUGUUAUGGAAAAUUAAACAAGGUUAGAUGACCAAAAUAAUUUUAAAUUUUAAAAUGUAUGCAAGAGGACAUGCACAGUCCACAAAGAAAAUGGUCAUUUAUAUUACAACAGAUUUUAGAAUGAAACUUUCCCACCUGUCUGUAAUUAAAAUUUACAUGUGGCCCAGAUUCAUCCAAACAUCAUGCAGGAGACAGAAACCAAUCACCUUCAGGAAUAUUAAUAGGAAAAGUGAGUAAGGGGAGAUCGAGGAUGUUCACUGUGUUUCACGAGUCAGUUGUUCAGCACGUAGUCAGGCCAAGCAUCAAGCCUCAUCUUCCAACUGAUUUGACCUCCAAAUACUAUUUAAUGGUAUUAAAUGUUCCUACUUCCUUUGCCUUCCUUACUUACUGAUUUACUGGAGCUAAAAUGGAAAGGCGGAAAGAAGGAAGUUCUCUCGGGAUCACCAUGUCUCACAUCUUACAUUCUCGGGGUUCCUGUCUAGCCUGUUUCUCACAGCAAGCUUUGUGACUUCAGUAGUCACAAUAAAACAUAAGUGUCUGUUGUUGUGGUUUCUAAAUUUCUGAAGUCUAGAUUUCCCACUAACAAGCUGGGAAACGUUUGGUUUCCCAAGCAUACCAUGUUAGCCGCUGCCUCUGUACAGGCAGCGAGACUGCAGGGAGGUGAAAACCAGUGAACUCACCCACUCUGGCACAGGACUGCUCCAUGCUUUGGCCUUUUAUGUUAAAUAUGAAUGCCAGCGAGUUCAGUAUGAAAGCCAAAUAAAAGAGGAAGACCUUUUUUUAAAAAAAAAAACUUACAGGAACUAGGGGCUUAAAAAAAUUUUUUUUUGGCUCAGAGUAAGAUUCAGAAAAGGAUUAUUCUUUGUGACUUUUUAAAAAAGAGAAUAAAAGAAAGAAAAACAACCUACCAAGGAAUAAGCUUUAAGAGAAAGGAAUUAAUAUUAAUCCUCCAAAAUACCAAUUUGCAAUAUAUGAAUGAAAAUAACCUGUGAUCUGGGAAGAGAAAAAAGGGAUGAAAGAGAUUAAAAACAAAAUUCUGCAGCUACAUCAGAAUGCUUUUCUAAAGAAUUUAUUUCUGUUUUCCUCAAUCCACUAAAGGAACAUCUGAAUAUAAAUGGACUUUGCAAUAGGACAAAUACAUAUAAAUAUUAUUAAUAAGAUAAAAUACAUACAAUACACAUUUAAGGGUAUACAGCAUUAUGCCCUUGAAGUCUGUUUGAGCAAAGGCUGCCUGUUAAAAAUAUUUUCCGAGAACUUUAAGUUCCUUGAAAUGUUCUACGGAAAUGGUAUUUAUGACAAACCUACCUCCUCUAGGGAACAUGAGAUGUUAUUACUGGCAAAGUCACAAUUUUUUUAAACUAUCCAAAAAUAAUCAUGAAUUUAUGCCAGAUGACUAAAUGUGUUUUAUUAUUACAGUGAUUAAGGGAAUAUUUGCUAAUGUCUCAUGAUCAAGCUUGAAGUAGCCUUAUAGAGAGCUUAUAGAGAAUAACAGCGACAAAACAGUAGAUUUCAAGUGGUAAUGAUUCUCUGUGCCUUUCAUGGGCAGAAUAUUACAAUACAUAUAUUCACUGAAGAGGAUGGUACAUAUGAGAUAGGAGGUGUGGAUGUAUGUCAUGGUGGUGACAAACUGGUUUUCUGUAAAAUGAGAAUAAUAAUAGUUGCUUCUUAUGACUGUUUCCAGAACUAGUAUGGUACAUGGCAUGUAGUAAUUGCUCAAUAAAUGAUUAACUGCUUAAUCAAUGAUUGUAGAAGAAAGGAACUAUUAACUGUCAUCCCUCAGUAUCCAAGUGGGAGUGGUUUCAGGACUCCCACAGAUACCAAAAUCAGCAGAUGCUCAAGUCUCUCAUAUAAAAUGGUGUAGUAUGGUCAGCCCUCCUUACUGGUGGGUUCUACAUCCACAGAUAUAGAGGGUGGCAGCACUGUGUGUCUAUUACUUACAGUCACAAAACUCUAGUUCAAAAGUAGAUUCUACUUCUACCUAUUAGGUAUUUGUUCAAAUAUGUAACAAAUACUUAGAGUACCAAAUACAUACUAAGCACUGUUCUUGAGCUAGAAAAUACAGCACUGAAGAAAACAGGCCAGUACUUGAGCUGUCACUGAACACACACACACACACACACACACACACAGAGACAUCCCUACAUCCCUACUCACGCAAAGUUUACAUUCUAGUUAGAAGGAGAGCCAGCCAGUGAUCAAACAAGUACAAUAUAGUAAGCAUGCCAGUCGCAUGACAAGAACUGGGGAGAGGCCUUCCCUGGGAAGGCAGGGGUGCAGAAGCCACAGGCCUCUGUGUCAGGGAACCGCGUGGAAGCCGGUGUGACUGGAGUAGACCGAGCCGAGGGAGGAGGGGUCGGGGGCCGACGGGACGGGGGACACAGCGCAGAGGGGAACAAACGAACGCGGAGAGCGUGAGGUGAGAGAAAGAGGACGCUUGUGAGGUCAGUACUGUCUGGGCUUUCUAGCAUGUAGACUCGUUAGUUGAAAGAGCACAUGCUUUGCAGACAGUGACUUUUUAUUCUGGCUUGGUUAUUUGUGCUAUUUGGCAAUUAUUUAAUCUCUCUAUAUUUUAGUUUUUUGGUCCUUACCCUCAUCUGUAAAACAGGAAUAAUACCUCAUAAGGUUGUUUUAAGGAUCAAGUAAGAUCAGCAGGCACAGACUAGACCCUCAAUAUGCUUUUUUCUUUUUUGCUAUAAACUAAAUCACACCCUGGAUAGCGACUGGGAAUCGGAGUCAGUGUUCCAGUACCAGGGUUACUGUAAUAAUGGCCUUGCAUGGUAUUUAAUCUUUCUGGGCCUCAGUUUCCUAACUAAGAAAAUGUAGAUGCUACACACAGACAUUAUAAAAACAGAUAUAAAUCAGUUAAGCUAUUGUUAUAACAUGAUAAUCAAAGAAUAUUACUAUUACAAUUUAUCUUAAUGUUAAAAAUGCAAAACUGCAAAAAUAUAUGACUCCUCUUCCUCUGUUACUUCAUCUCAAAAAUCCUACAAAUCUUAAUUUUCAGCCUGAAGUUGCACAGGUUUAGUAGCCAUGUUGAUUUUUAUUCCCAUAUCCUGCCCCUGCUGAAGAACACUGAUCUAGAAAGAUCUCCAAAAAAUGUUUACCUGCAAAAAUCAAGGUGAAGGAUAGAGAAUAGACUAUUUUUUGUAUAAAAAAGGGUAGAUAAGAAUCUUUAUUUGUAUUGUUUACUCAUAAAGACACUAUAGAAGUACAUGUAAGAAGCUAGUAUCAGUGGUUAUAAGUUGGGGAAGAGGAACUGGCAGAUGAAAGAUGAGGUGGGAUCCUGUACCUUUUAAUAUACAUAUUUUGAAAUGUAUGUUAUAUAUUUAGGAAUGCUAAUCUAAAAUCAAAGACUGAAAUUCAGACUUGUGAAGAGUUAAGACUGAGCAAAGAAAACUUUUAAUUACAAAGCUAAGUAUACAACAGUAUGAAAACCUCAAAUGACCUCCUUCUUAGAUAAUCUGGGUACCCUUCAACCUGUUUGUACUUUUUUUUAUGAAAUGCUCAAAAAGAAUUGAAAAUAUCAUCAAUAGUCUUCUUCACAUUUUCCACUAUGAAAACUAAACCCAGCAGUAGCACAUACAGAAAAAGAUCUGUCAGCCCACCCCACCGCUGAGUCCCCCAGUAGACAAGUCUACUUGUCUAGGAGCAUAUUAUCUCAGCAGAGAAAGUGCACUGCACAUUUACACGCAAGAAACGAGGAACAGGAGAAACAUAAACAGAACAUCAAAGAGGCUUUGGGAGAAUCAGCUAUUAGCAUCCAUUGUGGUGUGCUGGCAUGUCACUGGAUAAUGCACAUUCAAAGUAUCGUACUCUUCCAGGAAGGGAGAAGAGCUUGUGGUGCAGACCUGUGAACAAAAGAGAAAUGGAAAAUACUGAUCCUAAAUAUAUUUCAGAAGCAAAUAGUGAAGAGUUAUGAAUGUUAGAUCUCUUUGUUGUCUCUGACAUUCGUUAAGUUUUCAAAAACAAUCAACUAUGCCCUAAAGUGGUGGUUACCAGCGGCAACUCCCCGCCCCCAGAUGUUCUCCUCUACUGUUCUCAUCAUUGGUUUCCCACUCCAGUAAUAACUGAUACAUGGACUGUGCCAGGCAGUAUGCUAGGUGCUUUUGUGUAGAUUGUUUUACCUAACCCUUAGAACAGUGCUGUGUUCUAAGUGCUGUUAUGAGGGAGGUUCCAGUAUUAUCUCUGUCCCACAGAUGAAGAAAAUGACACCUGUAGAGGUUAAACUGCUUGCUCCGUCACCAUGGGUAGAAGGGGGGAAACCAAGACUCAGCUUUGAAAACUGAACUCCAAAAUCUCAAUUUCUCCCCCAGCACUCCCCUGCCUCCCACAGGAUUCCACUGCCUCUUCCCCGUCAGUGCAUCAGUGCUGGGGGGUGUGCUGGCUCCCUGUCAGUCAUCCCGCCUGCCCCUUGCCCUUAGCCACCGGCACUGCUUACUGCCAUCUGCUGCUGGGGCAGCAGGGAACAGGCAGCAGAGAGGACCUCAUUCCUAUCCUAGAGCAGGCUACCACCAUCGUGGAGCCAGUAAGAUACAGAAGAACACAGAUCACGGCGGGUACCCAGUCACCCACAGAGAGGGGAGGAAGAAAUGGAAAAUGGAAAAAAUGAUACACAGUCAAAGUGUUAGCAACCUGGGGACAAGCCAAUAUCAUCAUUAUCAUCAAGUUAAAGAUGGCUCUGCAUGCUAUCUACCAGGCAAGGUGCUCUUGGGAAUAUAGGUGCAUAGUUCUAUCUGUGACAAUCCAAGGCAUCACAUGCUGGGUGACUUAUUUUUACAUGCUUCUCCUAGAAAAGAAAAAGGCAGCCAGGGAAGGCGCCAUGGCUGUGGGAGCCCCAGGCAGGCCCUGACAGAUCAGGGAGGUGAAACUUUCACUUGGCCAAGCACCUGAAGUCUCAGUCUGUUAAAAGACAGGCUGGUUUGCCUUUUCCUCCCUAAGUUUGUCUUUUAGUGUAGCAAUCAAAACGGAAAGUCUGGAGAAGAAAAAAGUGUUAAAAUAUUGAUCUGAGGAACUGCUUCCAAAUAAUUAAGAACCACAUUCAGAGCGGUGGGGAGGGAGAACAUGAAACAUGAAUGGCUCUUCAGUGCAUACUCAAAGUAAUUGUUUUUUAAAGUUUCUUCUUGAUGGCUAUAAUAUAUUCAAAGCAAAGGAAAAAAAAACCUAUUCAGCAAAUGGCAAAAAGAAAAAUUCAUCUCAGAAGACACUUUUCAAUAUGAAAAAUUAAAAUGGGUGUCAGGAAAGCACAAGCUUACUGGUAUUCAAUGAACAUCCAUCACCUGAUAGUUCUUUCUAGAAAGUGACUCAACUGACAAUACAGCGCUGAGGAAGUAACAACAUAUAAUUCAGGCUCUAAGUAAUUAUCCUGGGACACAUUUGCACACGCUAUCCUAUUGUAACUCCCUUGUUAGUUUCCAUUUCCUCCCCUGGCCCUAGACUGAGCACCUUUAUAAGUCUCCACCCGGCUGUUUGAUUGGAGGGUGCAGUGUCUCCUAGACUAGAUUCCAUGGUCUCAGAAGGAAAAUAUUCUCAAGUUUUGUGCCGGUGAGCUCUCAGGCUGACCUUUUUCUGCUUCUGAAACUUUUCCUUUAAAUAGUUUUUCUUUCUAGGAGAUUCUUUGUUUGAAUUUCUUUAAAGAUUUUCUCCCAAAGCUGGUCCCUUUGCUCAAUCUGAGGAUUUUAUAAGCUCCUCUUAGGAUCCUGUUUCUCUACUAAAAGCUCCUUAACCUCCUGAUAAUUAAUAGGUUGUUUGACUAUUUGCAUCUUAUUAAUUCACUUCCUAUGACCCUUGGGGAGCCAAACAAGACUGUUCAGAUGCUGAAGAGUCCUGACUCACCGUGCCCCAUUUUUACUUUAUAUUUCUCUGACAUCAGCUAAAGCCUUCUCUAUCACCUCUUGCCCCAAUUCUUGUUUCACAGUGAAGGAAAAUAGCAACCCAGUUUCCUGGAUCUGGACUCAUUUAUGGUGUCUCUAAGUGAUCUCAAUGAUGAUGACAGUAUCUUCAGUAAUAAGGACAUAAAGCAGACACAGAUUUAUACUCAUACAUGGCUAGAAGACGCCAAAAAACAUGUUACUGUUCUUCUAUAUCUUGCUGACCAAGUCAAAUGAAUCAAGCAUUACAUUAUGACUAUGGUAUGCUGGAGCUGUAAUUUUUUUAAAAACCUUUGACUUCUGAGAGAAAUAAAAGGAAGCAGCCUACAUAGAAUAAAAAAGACUAGUCAUAGCUAUUUUUAUGAGUGCUCCUAAAAAUUAGACUAAACAGUGAAAAGUCCCAUUGAAAAAGCAGAGUGGAGCAAGGAAACAUAAAUUACUGGUUGAUUACCAAGAACCUAUCUCAACCUAAGGAAGCUUUCUAACAAAUUCCAUGUAAUUACUCUAAACUGCUUAGAAUCCUGUGGUUAUUUAGCCAUAAACCCAGCUGCUAUCAAUACAAUGCAACAAUUAAAAUUACAUAUUAGAUAAAAAUUGCUAAGAGAUAUAGGGGGUCAUCAUCAUAAGCAGAGUAUAUAGUUUCUUGCUUAUCAGUUAACAUGUUAAAUCAAGAAGAAAAAGUAAUGUAUUAAACUAGCAUGGAAAGAAUGAAAAGCAAAUAUAGGCAUUAAGAGCCAUCAAGGUGAGGUUAUACAGUUAGGUCUAGGAUGAGAGAUACAGUAUUUCGUUUAUCUUCAGAAAAGACCAAACAAGAUUUGGUAUCAUCACACUAUCUGGUUGUUGAUGGGCAACUAUUUUAAAUUCUGUAACUAGAGUGAUAUCUGCAAAUAUACAGGCAGGUUUUAACAGAAAAAAGGUAAACUGUUAAAUAACGGGCACAGUACUUUGCACACAGUAAUUGCUUACUACAGUGGUAUAAUAAAAGUCUGAAAUGAAUUAACUGUCAGCUGACCUGCACAACACUGUGAUGAACCCAUUUUAAGAACCAGGUCGUUCAGUGGUUUCCAUGCCCUUAUUUCAAAUUGUGGUUUCAAACAAAACAUGAUGUCUUAUGGAGAGAGCUUUGUCAUUUAGGAUUUUUCUAAGAACUGGGAAAGAGGUAUUUUCUGAAGGAAGGGAAUCUUCCACCUAGCUGUUACGGGGAGCAAUUAGUUUAAUUAAUGACAUAAACACUGAAGCAGUGACUAGGCCAGUGAAUCUGGGGACUUCAUCAGUGUGUUAUGAAGCGAAGGGCUCACUCAGUCACAGCCUAAACCAGAGACUUUUCCAGAGAAAGACACACUCGCCAUUUAUGCUUCAACCACCUAUCCUCAAGGUAGAGAGUGAUUCUCAAGGGAUGGCCCCUUUCAAGAGGUCUAUGAGGUUAAAGCUAUUUUCACAGUAACACUAGCUUUUUCACUCAGUCCCUCACAAGGAGUAUUCCAGAGAUGUGACGUGUGGUGAUGUCAUUGUUCUGACAGCUGACGGGAUGUAUGAAACAGAUCUGAGAAUCCAGCUGCCUUCAAUUAAGCCAGAUUAAAAAGGCUGAUUGACCAAGAAACUGAGUCCCAGGAGAAGAAGGAGCAAGAAAGAGAGAAGAGGGUCACCGCCCUGAAAGAGGAGCUGACCAAACUGAAGUCUUUUGCUUUGAUGGUGGUGGAUGAACAACAAAGGCUGACGGCACAACUUGCCCUGCAAAGACAGAAAAUCCAGGACCUAACCGCAAGUGCAAAGGAAACACAUGCAAAACUAGCCCUUGCUGAAGCCAGAGCUCAGGAAGAAGAACAGAAGGCAACCAGACUAGAGAACGAACUGCAAACGCAGACCACAAAAUUUCACCAGGACCAAGAAACAAUUAUGGCGAAGCUCACCAAUGAGGACAGCCAAAAUCGCCAGCUUCGACAAAAGCUGGCAGCACUCAGCCGGCAAAUUGAUGAGUUAGAAGAGACAAACAGGUCUUUACGAAAAGCAGAAGAAGAGCUGCAAGAUAUAAAAGAAAAAAUUAACAAGGGAGAAUAUGGAAACUCUAGUAUCAUGGCUGAGGUGGAGGAGCUCAGGAAACGUGUGCUAGAAAUGGAAGGGAAGGAUGAAGAGCUCAUAAAAAUGGAGGAGCAGUGCAGAGAUCUCAAUAAAAGGCUAGAAAAGGAAACAUCACAGAGUAAAGACUUUAAAAUUGAGGUUGAAAAACUCAAUAAAAGGAUUAUGGCUCUGGAAAAAUUAGAAGAUGCUUUCAGCAAAAGCAAACAAGAGUGCUACUCGCUGAAAUGCAAUUUGGAAAAAGAAAGGAUGACCACAAAGCAACUGUCUCAGGAACUAGAGAGUUUAAAGAUAAGGAUCAAAGAGCUGGAAGCCAUUGAAAGUCGUCUGGAAAAGACAGAAUUCACCUUAAAAGAGGAUUUAACUAAAUUGAAAACAUUAACUGUGAUGCUGGUAGAUGAACGGAAAACAAUGAGUGAAAAAUUAAAGCAAACUGAAGAUAAGUUACAAGCUGCUGCUUCUCAGCUUCAAGUGGAGCAAAAUAAAGUGACAACAGUUACUGAGAAGUUAAUUGAGGAAACUAAAAGGGCACUGAAGUCCAAAACUGAUGUGGAAGAGAAAAUGUACAGUGUAACCAAAGAGAGAGAUGAUCUAAAAAACAAACUGAAGGCAGAAGAAGAGAAAGGAAAUGAUCUCCUGUCCAAGGUUAAUGUGUUGAAAAAUAGGCUUCAAUCCCUGGAGGCAAUUGAGAAAGAUUUCCUAAAAAACAAAUUAAAUCAGGAUUCUGGUAAAUCCACAACAGCAUUACACCAAGAGAACAAUAAGAUUAAAGAGCUUUCUCAAGAAGUGGAUAGACUGAAACUGAAGUUAAAGGAUAUGAAAGCCAUCGAGGAUGACCUCAUGAAAACAGAAGAUGAGUAUGAGACUCUGGAACGAAGGUAUGCUAAUGAACGUGACAAAGCUCAAUUUUUAUCUGAAGAGCUGGAGCAUGUUAAAAUGGAACUUGCCAAGUACAAGUUAGCAGAAAAGACAGAGUCCAGCCAUGAACAGUGGCUUUUCAAAAGGCUUCAAGAAGAAGAAGCUAAGUCAGGUCACCUCUCAAGAGAGGUGGAUGCACUGAAAGAGAAAAUUCAUGAAUACAUGGCGACUGAGGACCUGAUAUGUCACCUCCAGGGAGAUCACUCAGUUCUGCAAAAGAAGCUCAACCAACAAGAGAACAGGAACAGAGAUCUAGGAAGAGAGAUUGAAAACCUCACUAAAGAGUUAGAGCGGUAUCGUCACUUCAGUAAGAGCCUCCGGCCCAGUUUCAACGGAAGAAGAAUCUCUGACCCUCAAGUAUUUUCUAAAGAAGUUCAGACAGAAGCAGUAGACAGUGAGCCACCUGAUUAUAAGAGCCUCAUUCCUCUGGAACGAGCAGUCAUCAAUGGUCAGUUAUAUGAGGAGAGCGAGGACCAGGAUGAGGACCCUAAUGAGGAGGAGUCUGUGCUUUCCUUCAAAUGCAACUCAUCUACUCCCUGUCCUGUUAACAGGAAGCUCUGGAUUCCUUGGAUGAAGUCCAAGGAGGGCCAUCCUCAGAAUGGCAAAAUACAGACUAAACCCAAUGGCAGCUUCGUGCAACCCGGAGAUUUAGUCCUCAGCCACACACCUGGGCAGCCACUUCACAUAAAGGUUACUCCAGACCAUGUCCAAAACACAGCCACUCUUGAAAUCACAAGUCCAACCACAGAGGGUCCUCACUCUUACACAAGCACUGCAGUGAUACCAAACUGUGGCACCCCAAAGCAAAGGAUCACCAUCCUCCAAAAUGCCUCCAUAACACCAGUGAAAUCAAAAACCUCUGCUGAAGGCCUGAUGAGUUUAGAGCAAGGCAUGUCCCCAAUUACCAUGGCAACCUUUGCCAGGGCACAGACCCCAGAGUCCUGUGGUUCUCUAACUCCAGAAAGGACAAUGUCACCUAUUCAGGUUUUGGCUGUUACUGGUUCAGCUAGCUCCCCUGAGCAGGGACGCUCUCCCGAGCCGAUAGAAAUCAGUGCCAAGCACGCAAUUUUCAGAGUCUCCCCUGACCGGCAGUCAUCAUGGCAGUUUCAGCGUUCAAACAGUAACAGUUCAAGUGUGAUAACUACUGAGGAUAAUAAAAUCCACAUUCACUUAGGAAGUCCUUACAUGCAAGCUGUAGCCAGCCCCGUGAGACCUGCCAGCCCUUCAACACCACUGCAGGAUAACAGAACUCAAGGCUUAACUAACGGGGCACUAAACAAAACCACCAAUAAAGUCACCAGCAGUAUUACUAUCACACCGACAGCCACACCUCUUCCUCGACAAUCACAAAUUACAAUCAAGGAGGUAUGCAAGCAGAGAAUUCCAACACGGAUCCCUAAACCAAAAUCUACAGGCAUCACUAAGCCUUCCCCUAAAGCUCCCCCAGGGCCUAUGGAUAAGACUGGCUGUGGGAAGCUACACAUCAUAAGGACUGUCACCUCUAACACUUUCCUCCACAUGGGAGGGAAAAGGUCUCAUGUUCCUCAGCUGUCAAAUGCGUGAGUCCAAGCUAAUCUC
Messenger RNA from Odocoileus virginianus texanus, 11295 nucleotides. The record is from RefSeq and is a predicted model, not a curated record. Lineage: Eukaryota; Metazoa; Chordata; Mammalia; Artiodactyla; Cervidae.